Messenger RNA from Zygotorulaspora mrakii, 3093 nucleotides. It is a transcript of the gene KAP120, whose product is annotated as karyopherin KAP120. Gene Ontology annotation, cellular component: cytosol; nuclear envelope. Gene Ontology annotation, biological process: protein import into nucleus. The coding region runs from base 1 to 3093 and encodes 1030 amino acids. Lineage: Eukaryota; Fungi; Ascomycota; Saccharomycetes; Saccharomycetales; Saccharomycetaceae. The transcript has a single exon. The record is from RefSeq and is a predicted model, not a curated record. Gene Ontology annotation, molecular function: small GTPase binding.
AUGGCAGACCUUGCUUCAUUGAGUGAGAAGAAUCUUGUGGAGACGUUAGAACAAGCGAGCAACCCUCAACACAUUGGAUCUCAGGUUCAGAAAGCUGCAGAACAACAAUUAAAAGACUGGUGCGUGCAUUCAGGAUUUCAUUAUUUGUUACAAUCGAUAUACCUUGAUCUCUCAAACUCAUUACAAAUUAGAUGGCUCGCAGUUAUUCAAUUUAAGAAUGGUGUAGAAAAGUUUUGGAGAGCUACAAGAAUAAAUGCAAUAAAUAAGGAUGAAAAGGCUUCAAUUAGAGAGAGGCUGUUUAACUCGAUAACUGAACAGAACAAUCAACUAUGCAUACAAAAUGCACAGGCCACUGCUAAGAUUUCCCGUCUGGACUUUCCAGCAGACUGGCCGAAUCUAUUUGAGCAACUCGAACAGUUGUUGAACAACGAGGUAAUUUUGAGCGACACCGUCAAAGUUUACAACAUUCUUACUCACAUAAACCAAAUUAUCAAAGUUUUAGGUGCUGCGAGAAUAGGCAGAUGCAAACCCGCGAUGCAGAGUAAGGUUCCAUUGAUAUUCCCGCUCAUUGUUCGAAUAUACAUUAAGUCUUUCGAAGAGUGGACAACAUCUCCACAUGCUCAUGCUAAAGAUUUUACAAAAUUUCAAGUUUCGUAUCUUGCACUUAAGGUUUUAAGAAGAAUUACUACAGAAGGCUAUGAACGUCCCUAUGCGGACGAAACGGUUUGUGAGUUCAUGAAUGUAGCAGUCACUCACUUUCAGCUGUUAAUAUCGAAUCAACAGAAGUUUAAGGAGUUCGAUAUCUACGAAAAGUUCAUCAGAUGUUACGGGAAGCUUUAUUAUAACUUGAUUAUCGGAGCACCUGCAAAUUUCAUUUUAUUACCAUGUUCUACACAGAUCUUGAUUACCUACACAAAACUUUUAUUCGAGAAGGCUGCUGAUGUUUAUAGCGAAAACUCAGAUCUGAACGGCGAUUUUUGGGAGCAAACUGCAAUUAGAGGAUUUCUGAUAUUGAAGAGGGUUAUCAACUUUUUGAAUAAAAAAGGUGCUAUAACUCUGAAAGCUAGAAGCGAUAAAGCAGCCAUUGAUGCAUCCAUCGCAAGAAUUAACUCUGAAUUUUUAAACGAGCAGUUGAUAAAAAAUUUAGUUGACACUUUGAUGAAAUGGUACUUGAAAUUACGUCCUUCAGAACUAGAAAAUUGGUUUAUGGACCCGGAGGAGUGGAUCAAUGAACAAAUGUCUACGAGCUAUGAAUAUCAAAUAAGACCUUGUGCCGAAAACUUUUUUCAAGAUUUGAUCAACACCUUUCCCACAUUCUUAGUUCCAUAUCUGCUGAAUAAAAUUGAGAAUGAGGCUGCGCAUUUGUCAAAUUCGCUAGAAGAUUUUUUGAUGAAGGACGCCAUUUAUUCAAGCUUUGAACUUAGUGCCGCGGCUGUAAGUGACAUGGUAGAUUUUGAUACAUUAUUAGUACAAGUUUUUUUACCAGAGGCAACUGCACAAGAUAAACCUAAAGAUCAAAUGAAGAUUGUUCAGAGGAGGGUUUGCCUAAUUAUAAAUGAAUGGAGUAGCAUUAAAUGCUCUGAAGAAAGCAAGCAACUCUGUUAUCAAUUUUUCUCUGAUUUAUUACUCAAAGAAGAGGACAAGGUUGUGCUACUGACAUGCGUGAAAUCUUUAAGGACCAUGAUUGAUGAUUGGAAUUUUAACAAGGGAACUUUUGAACCUUUUUUGAAUAAGAUAGUCAACAUUUUACCGAAGAAGCUGCUACCAUCCGUGUGUUUGACUGAAACAAGAAUGUAUAUUUUGAAUACGUUAAGUGACAUUAUCAUUCAAACCAAGCCGCUGAUUGAUAAAGAUGUCUUGCUAGAAAUUCUUCAGCUUGUACCAAAUUUGUGGGAAAUAUCCACCACCAAUCCUACAGAGGCUAUUCUUUCCAAUGCAUUACUCAGGUUACUUAGGAACCUUGUGACUUCUCUAGGUCCUCAAUCAUAUCUUACCUGGUCCAUCUCUUUAGCAGUGGUUGCAGACGCAUGUAAUCCGUCAUCUUCUAACUAUCAAUUAUUGAAUGAAGAUGGAUACGAGUUGUGGGGAUCUCUCUUACAAAACUAUUCGAGCAGUGAAUCAAAAUUCGAUCAGGAAUUCUAUAAACUGAUACCAUUUUUAGAAUUUGGAAUAGAAACUCACACAGAAAUAUUACCUACUUUACUGGAAAUCAUUAAAAGUUAUUCGUUAAUAUUGAAUACUGCAGAAUUUUUUUCGUUUGAGGUUUUCUCGCAAAUCUUUUCUCAAGUAUCAAAGUAUCUUCUAAAAUUGAGAGAUGAUUCAUUUCAUUUGAUUUUAGAAAUUUGGGAGAUUUUGAUACUAUCAAAUGAAUCCGAUUAUGAGGAACCAUUACUUCAAUAUUUUCAUAAUAAUGGCGUUCUGCAUUGUCUGUUUGACAGCAUUUUUAAAGAGGAGUCUCUAUCGAGCUACCAAUGCGGUGAAAUAUUACAAAAUGUUUCUAGAAUAUCGUAUGUUAAUCCACAAGCUUUAAUGGAUUCGCUUGCAGUGUACUAUCAAUCUCUCCCAAACGAUAUUACAAACCGUUCUUUACCACUCAAUGAAAGAAGGGUUGUUCAUCAAAACAUGAGUUUUGAUCAAAUUGCUCAAAGAUUUUUGUCCAUUUGGCUUGUUUCUUAUAAGGACGUGUAUGAUCCCAAAUUCCGGAAAGUCCAUGCUUUAGGCAUUUCCAGUUUACUAAGAACGGGUUUGGUAUCAAUUUUAUCAGAGUUCCCUUUAAUUGCAUCAUUGUGGAUCGAAAUAUUGGAAGAAAUCAAUGAAACUAAUAAUGGUGAUUGUGAAAAGUAUCACCUGAACGAUGUUGUGACACCCCAAACAAUUAGCUAUCAUCCAUUGAACUCCGAACAGCUUAGAGAAUAUGAACUCUCAAAGAAUAAUGAUCCGGUUCAUAAUAUAAGUUUGAGAGAAUUUAUUGCGCAAACCAUGCGCUUUCUGGAACAACAUUUGGGCUCUAAGUAUAAUGAUCUACUAAACAAUGUAGAUCCAAAAAUAAUGGAAAAUUUACAACUUUUUCUAACCAUAACACCGCAAAAUUAA